CUCAUAUUAGAUACUGUUCCUAAAUAGUAAGGAAAUCUUCAGAGUCUCUAAUGCUACAGUCCUUGGUCUUGCUUAAUCUCUUAAGUCCUACGUCAUCUCUCUAUUCCAGAUCAGGGCGGGAUUUAGUUACAUUCUCUACUGACCUCGAGUCAAAAUUUUCCAAUGAUUCUUGACCCUGUUUAGAAGUGUUGGGUACUACUCCCUACCUUACAUAUUUUGCCGAUAGACAAAUUGUGUAAGCAACAACAACAGUAUUGAAAACCUUCAGGCAAAUUUACUCAUUUAUUUCUAAUGGAUCAAUUGUAUUGUUUUUCAAUGAAAGCCUUAAAAUGACCAGUUGCAGAUAGACUUUGAUAUCACUAUCUUACUGCUAAAGGUCUAGUUUUGAUGUCAAAUCAAAAUUCUCUUUAAUUACAUUUUGAUCAUUUCCAGACAAUAAGACAUUUUUAUGUCUUUUCUAGUUUUCCAGUAAUAUCAUUUAGAUUUUCUGCGAUAACACAAGAAUGUAAAAAAAAAAUACAGUGAUAGCAUCAGCUAUCUAGAUCAGUCUGGUAUGUAGCCAAAUCCGACAAUAAACGUCCAGUGGAGAUACUGCAAAGACAGCUGUGCCAUGUGACCUCCACCUGGCCCUAUUGUGUAAUGUGACAGGUGAGCUCCACCUGGCCCUAUUGUGUGAUAAUACAAUACAGCACCAGUACUGAUUACACUAGCUUUAUAAAUCGUAUACAACUAUUUCAAAUAAGGUUGCACUGGGGAAUCCAUGUGUCGUGACCCGCAGUACUUCAUGGGUAUUAAAAAAUAGUUCAAGCCGAAUCUGAUUGGUCAAAGUUGUUCAGCAUGGCCCGCUUUCUGUGUCCUCACUAAGCAAUAAGCGUAAAUAAAAAAAACACAGGUUUAGAAAGCUUUAGCAAUCUUGUUUAUGUACCUCUAAAUGUCCACAAGGCGUUCAGUGACCAUAAUUUAGCCAUAUAUACGUUACCCAUGAACCAAGCGGGCUAUGAUACAUUGAUUCACGGGUGCAACGUUAUUUGAAAUAGGUUUAUAUGAAUCGGGUGUUAAAUGAAAGUUUUUUGUGACACAUUCCUAGUCACAUUUCAAGGAAAUUGUUCUAACUAAACUCAAGAAAACCCUAGAUGCACGUGAUGCGAGAGAGAUAAUUCCUUUAAUGUAACAUAGUUCUUCUACACUAUUUUUGCACAGAAAACCACUGGCCCCAAGGGGAAAUGCUUUCUAAUUUCCGGCAGCAAAAGAGUAAAUGGAUUUUGCAUUUGAGCGAGUUUUUUUUUUUUGUACCAUAAUUUUCCGGGCGCUGCGUGUGAUUUGAAUAGUUCAAUAGGCAAAGAAGCGAGAGCACUACUUAUUUGAAGGUCAGCAAGUUUGACAGGUUUUUUUUAAUUAAGCCGCAUCGAUUUACAUAUACACAAUUGGCUGCGUAUUCGGCAAUGUGUCGUUAUCACUAAUGUAUGCGUAGUAGAGCCGGUGACCUUGUUUGCGCAGAUGAAGUCAUACCCUAAAAAUAGAACCUUGAAUGAGAUAAAAGCGAGCCGUUGCGUGUUUGUGUGCGUAGAAUAUGCCGGCUCCUAUUCCAUACGCAUCGCUAGAAUCACAGCAUCGCCCAUCGCUUUCUAAAUGCUCUGUUUCACAAACACAAUCGUCGUAUGUUAUGCAACAGUUCCCAUAUGGCGACCAACAGCAGUACAACGCCCAGUUGUACUCCAACAGCCAAGGCCUACCUCAGCAGACUAACCAUCCCUCCUAUCGGCACAACACAGAACAACCCGGCUAUGCACAGCUCUAUCAUUCACAAAGAUCCAUCUUGGGACGGUCCGUAGGAUAUCCGCGAACAUACUUCAGCACAGGAUCAGAUGCAUCUGGGACAUCCACCCCUGUUUACACCAAUAUACAACCAGCUGUACCGUUUGGAUAUCCUAGGAGUACUUCACAGCAGCCUCCCCAGCAAGUAGUUAAUCCGUACAUAUACCAGUCAUCUCCAUCGCACACUUCAGUGAGAUUCCAAUCUCUGGCUGGGCCCGGUGCACAAAGCUAUGUUCAACAGGGACAACAGAGUUUAAGUCAUCAGGAAAACCACAAUAAUGCGAGAACCCAGUCAUCACCUAAUCAAGACAUCGAACUCCAGAAGGAAGCCAAUGCCAAACGCACGGCGGAUAGCAUAGCCCAGAUGAGGCAGAAUCUUCUACUAGAGAUCAUAGCACAGACAGAGAAAGAGAGUAUGCGUCCCGCUAAACGAGCUCUGAAUGCUCAAACGGGCGUCGGCUUCGACUGGGGAGAGAACUUUCCUAGAAUAGGAGAAGUACAAUCAAUGUGCGACAGGCGACAGAACACUCCUCCGUUAAACAGUCCAGAUAUUGUUGCCGAUUUGAAUAUCAGCGAGAGCUCUUCGCGGACUGCAUCGCCUCACAGGAUCAGCUCCCAAAAGACCAGCCUCCCUCUAACAAAAAUCGCCGAGGUGAUUGUUGCUGGGAAGUUGGAUCCUAUCCUUGCGAGGUUGAUUGGCGAACAUUCUGCAUCUCCAAACACUCCCAUGUCUCAGUCAGCUCUACAAGCCAUCACUUUGUCACCAGUCACAAAUACAAGCCUCAGCACAGUGAAUGCGGCGCCUAGUGCCCCAGUGACUACGCAGGGGAAUGUUAUCGCUGCUAAUCAAAACACAAGCAUUUUCCCUGGACAAAACGUACAUUUCGGGAUUUCGUCGUCUGUUCAUAAACUAGCAAGCGAAAUAACCGCUGGCCACUUCAACCCUUAUUUUCAGAGAAUUCAAAACCAAAUGAACGCAAAUGUGACGCCUGUUCAAGCAACAUCCGCCACACCUCAAUACGACAGUGCCCAGCAUCAAAUUGUUAACCCUGUCGCAGAGUCUCCAAUUGUACCCUCUCUACUUAAUCAAUCCGCUCCGCCAAACCAAUCAUCAUCAAGCAUGCCCACAGUCAGUCAGUCUGUAGCUGUUCGUCAACCAGGAAUUAGUAGAGAGCCUGCAUCAACACAGGUAGUCAGUGAAGUUGUAGCCCCACCCUUGCCAGUGAUCAGCUGCUGCCUUAGCCUUGCAGUUCCUGAUCGAGUUACUGCCUCCUCUGGGUCAACAAGUCUCCAGAAGUCUGCUGAACAACCUCAGAUGCAGAGAGGGCCCUCCCUAGGUAAUUACGUCACGAUUGGGAAACGCAUCGACUAUGUGAAUGAUGAGGAUGGAAAGAAAGAUGGUGAGAAAGAAACGGAGACAAACGGAGACGAUGACGUUGUGAUAACCUUGGUAACAACUAAAGAUGCGAUGCGUGGUCCAGUUGAAGUAAUUGACGUAGAGGACUUCAUCCCUUCCACUGGAAUAAAGAUAAAGGAAGAGCCGGAAGACCACCCUACAGUCAUUGCCAGUACACAGAAUGGCACUACCCCAACAGCGGCGAAUAAUACCCCACCUGUUGAGAGUGGCAGUACCAGUACCCAAUCUUUAUCACAGGAGUCAAGCACAAGAAUCAACUCAGUCUCUGGUAGCCCUCCUAUGGAAAGUGGCUACAUGCAGUCCAGUCCAAGCAACAACACUCUUUCUGGUAUCCCAGAUGCGGAUAAUGGCAGAACCCGAUCAGCAUCACAGAACUCCAGCUCCAAUAUCGACCUCCUCUCCCAGGUUGUGAGUAAUUUGACUACCACGUUCUAUCUUCACUCGCUCCAGCGUGCAGCAUCCUUAACUGAUUCUGAAUCUUCUAACGACGAAGGUAUGUCAACUCCAGUAGAGGACCAAGUUGAACAAGCUCAAAUAACUCCGACCCCCUCUUACAUUGUUAAAGAUCUAAAGGUUAUUGCAAGCGAAGCCCUUAGAAAAAUGGCAAGGCCUGCAGAUGACCAAGAUAUAUUUGAUCAACAAGGAAUGUUUUUAGUUGCUAAGCCAGUCCCUAAUGAGGCGAUUCCGUCUCCCGUGCAAGAGGCUCCUUCAGCAGAGAAAUCCGAUUCUGAAAGCUGUGAUUAUACAUCUUCGUCAGACGCCCAUGUAGUCCAUGUACCAGAUAAAAGCGCCCAGCCGUCGAAAACUUCAAAGAAAUCCGGAGCCGAUUUGGUUAAAAGCCUUAUCAAAACACGGGAAAAAAUACGAAACGAAACAAUUGACUUUAAGAGGGUAUUUCUACAGAGACUUGAAAAGAAGUUUGAGAAAUGCUUACGAAAAGUCAAGAGUUUUGAGGAGUACUCCUCAGAUUAUGUCGAUCAAUUGUUGUUGGAAUCUACCUACUUACGAGCGAAGGACGCCUCGAUGGAGUCACGUGAUUCGCAGGUGCAAGAUUCGGGAAGAGCUUCGGUCUGUGAGUCAGAGGAGUCUACGUUAGAGCAGCCUCAUAUUUCAGUAUCCAAACGACAAAGUGUCUCCGACAGCAAUGCAAACAGUGAGGCAGACUAUGAGGUCGUUCCAAAUAACCCUAAAGCUAAACAGGAAACUCAUAAUAAUGAAUGUCUAGUUUCACAUAAUUGCAAUGCAGUUCCUUUAGAUGAUGAAUCACAGAACGUUGAAUACAGCAAGGAAGAAUCAAGUCCUGUAGCGUCGGUGGAACCCCAGCACGAAGAAGAUGAGGUUUUCAUAGAGCCUGCAGAUCUUUCAAUGGAAGCGCCCAGUCCAGUUUUUCAAUCGCCAAUGUCCAGGCUUUUCUCGGAGGAGCCGGAACCGGGUUCGGAGUAUGAAAAACAAGUACAGAAAGAAACUUACUACUCUAUUAACUUAAGAAACGAGGCGGACGACUGUUUGAAGCCAUUAAAGAGUUAUACAGCAGUUGAGAGCAGGGGUCAGAUCGUGCAUCCGGAUUCCAAUGAUGAAAAGGAAAAGGACCUCGCAGAACUUAUGAAGUCAGGAGUAGCGACAGGAGAAAAAGAAAGUGAUGGAAAGGAACAGAGCGGAAUGCGUGCGAGCGGUAGCUGUGGAAAUGUUGGAAUAGGAGAGGGACGGUGUGGAAUGGUGGAGAACCCUGUUAGAAUUGAGAAAAGGAUAGAUAAUAGAAAUGUUUCAACCCGAAAAGGUCACAAGAGAACCGAGAAUUACAAUGACAGGAAGAGAGAUGGAAAAGAGGGUAUUGAUGGAAAGCGAGAACGACUCUCUAGCUCUAGCUCGAAUGAUUUUCAACAGUCAAAAAUGAUAAAACAUUCUCAUCUCGAGAAGUCGCUUAGACAGGCGAUGCGAGAGCUGGAACACUCAUCAGAAAACUCUUCUGAGGAAGAGAAGAGAAAGGUUAGAAAGAAGAAGUUAGUGGAGUUUAAAAACAAGCAUGGUUUGGAUGUGAAAAAGAUGGAUGAAUCGGAGAAAAGGGAAAAAGUGCAACAGGUGAUGAGCAUGUUCAAUUCUACUGUGAGUCAGCAUUCCCCCGAUUCACGUGGUAACUCUCGUGGGGGCUCUCUGGAUAAUGUAUCACAGCAAAGACGCCAUUCGCCACAAACGUGUCCCGAAAUAAACGAACCGCAGUCCCCAAAGUCACCGCAGGAUCUACACAAGACAUUAAGAGAUGGUAUGAACAUUGUACCGGUAAAUCAGGGCCGUUUAGACAAAAACAUUAAGAAAGAUCAUAACAAGUUAAACAACAAAGAGUACCCAAUCAUUACUGCGAAGCAAGGAAAGUCUGUCAAAAAAAGAAGCAAAGGCAGGCUGCACGAGAUCGCUAAACGACUGACGCUAAUAAAUUCCGGUCACUCGUCGAGUAUUCGGCGAGGAUCGAACGUGAAAGAGAAAGGACACAAUAGGAUGGACGUGCGGGUACGGCAUGCAUCAUGCACGAGACCUGUUAAUGAUGAGUCAUCUAAAGGAAAUCGUAUUCGUCAGCGUUCUCCAGUUAAUGCAGAUGGUUCUCGUCAGCGUUCUCCAGUUAAUGCAGAUGGUUCUCGUCAGCGUUCUCCAGUUAAUGCAGAUGGUUCUCGUCAGUGGUCUCCAGUUAAUGCAGAUGGUUCUCGUCAUUGGUCUCCAGUUAAUGCAGAUGGUCCUCGUCAGCGGUCUCCAGUUAAUGCAAAUGGUUCUCGUCAGCGGUCUCCAUUUGAUGCAGAUGGUCCUCGUCAACGUUCUCUAGUUAAUUCAGAUUGUCCUCGUCAACGUUCUCUAGUUAAUUCAGAUUGUCCUCGUCAGCGGUCUCCAGUUAAUGCAGAUGGUUCUCGUCAGUGGUCUCCAGUUAAUGCAGAUGGUUCUCGUCAGUGGUCUCCAGUUAAUGAUGCAGAUGGUCCUCGUCAGUGGUUUCCAGUUAAUGCAGAUGGUUCUCGUCAGCGGUCCCCUGAUACCGUCAUGAAAAGAUCGCAAGCGUCCAACGAGACAACAGAUAUUACAAGACAUGUGAACAAAAGAACAACUGACACGGAAACUACUCGAAGGCGGUCUCCAGAAACGACCUUGAAAAGACCAAACCCGUCAAGCGGGGUGCCGUACGAGGGUGCAAAGAAGAGUAGAGAAAGCUUCAGCCAAGAGCGGCGAUUUGAAGUUCAUACGAAAAAUGUGAAAUUAGGCGAAAAAAGCGGUGUUCUCGUGACAUCUCUGGGAACACUGGAGUGUGGAGAAAGACCUUGUAAAACUGGUCCAGCUGAGAUUGCUCGACAAGGUCCCGGUGGGGAUGGAUAUCCAAAACAGGACCCCAAAAAGAAAGCCGACACCUCGCCAAGCUCUAGAACAGACGAGAGAACUAAGAACUUCAUGACAUCUGCUGGAAACCAAUUAGAUGAGGGCAGACCUCGGAUAUCCGGUCAUGCCGUGAAUGCUCCAAGGGAUUCUGGUCAAGGUGGAAUUCUCAAGACGGGAAACGAAACGCAACUGAGCGACGGCCGUCCAGUCAAGGAGAAAGGUUCCGUUUGCAACAGACCGGCAAAGAGCCCAUCCUCUGAUGGACACAGCCCUCCGUCUUCUGAUGGAGACAGCCCUUCAAGGAGCAUCUGGUCCGUGUUCCAAUGGUGAUCUAGGAGGCGGUCCGACUACGCUGUUUCUGGGCGAAGACUAGCAGAUCUGUAUUCAGUAUACAGAUGCCAUGUUACAUGGCUUGUAAAUAGUUUUAUUUAUACGUACUGUAGCAUUGAUUUUGUAGUGUUUUUUUUAUAGUUGGUCCGUUUCCGUGGGAUUUGUGGUCGAAGGUGAAUCAUCAUUAAGGCUUAUGAUUAACCUCCUGGUCUAGUAAAUCCCCACGGAUUCGGCUCCUUUUCAAAAUGUGUGUAGUGUAGAGUGAUUUUAUUCUGAUAUAACAGUAUUUUACUUGGAAUAAUAUCACCACCCAGCCGAUUCUAAACUAAACUACAUUUAACAAUAUAUAUUACUUAGAAUAAUAUCACCACCCAACCUAUAGAAACCCACGUGAAAAAUUGAGAUAUUUACUUAUGAAUUUCACUUGAAAGAAAAUAUAUAUAUAUAUUAGUGUUUUGUACAACAUAUUGUUUUCGGGAUUUUUAUUGAGUAAUUAUACUCGGUUUUUAAUUUAUUAUUACAGCAAAGUGUAUAUCUUGGUCGUUUCGAUUAACUAUUUAAUACAUAUUGAUUAUGAUUGUAUGAUUUAGUAUAGUUUUACUUCUGUACAGGAAUGUUUUAUUCAUGCACAGGAAUGAAGAAAUUGAAAUUUUUAAAAGUUUGUUAUUCAUAAGUAUAUCAAAAAAGUGGUGGAGGAACCGUGUAAGCAAAGUGUAAUGGUUGAAGUACCAUAACAAAAGAGAACAACGACAAUGUAUUAGUUCUAAAUAAGCUAAAGUAUAUUCUGUCCGUUCUAGAAAUUAGCUAUAGCUAUAAAGUGCUCAUUAUAUAGUAUUCAUAACUCCAAUCAUCCUUAACCUCCCUCGCCGGGGAUUUUAGGAGGUUGGUAUACGGCCAGCCUAAAACUCCUGCAGGGGGGUGGGGGCUAAAGCAUUCCCUGUUAUUAUGUAGUAGACUAGGCACAAACGGGGUUUAUCAUUUCCUGAUUUCGUGGACGCCUACUUCUAACAAGUGGUUUUAAAGAAGGCUAUAGUUUA
This is a messenger RNA of Nematostella vectensis (starlet sea anemone), 7950 nucleotides long. RefSeq lists its product as uncharacterized. Lineage: Eukaryota; Metazoa; Cnidaria; Anthozoa; Actiniaria; Edwardsiidae. The record is from RefSeq and is a predicted model, not a curated record. Bases 1571 to 6913 code for a protein of 1780 amino acids. The transcript has 3 exons.